Larimichthys crocea (large yellow croaker) is the source of this 3587-nucleotide messenger RNA. It is a transcript of the gene fmnl1a, whose product is annotated as formin-like 1a. Gene Ontology annotation, molecular function: actin filament binding; small GTPase binding. Lineage: Eukaryota; Metazoa; Chordata; Actinopteri; Sciaenidae. Gene Ontology annotation, biological process: regulation of cell shape; cortical actin cytoskeleton organization; cell migration. The record is from RefSeq and is a predicted model, not a curated record. Gene Ontology annotation, cellular component: cytosol. The coding region runs from base 190 to 3507 and encodes 1105 amino acids. The transcript has 26 exons.
GAAGUUACUCUUCUGCUUUUGUGCUUCUGUGGUUUCUGUCUGUUACAGAGUGUGUCACACUCCCCUCUCCUUCCUCUCAAACGCAGCCCUCUGUACUCACUCACCAGAGGAGUUCUCGGUCAACAAAUUUCUCAGGAAAAAAAGGGUUUGUGUAAAGGUUUCCUCCUGGAUUACUUGUGGAGAUUAGUGAUGGGGAAUGCGGCUGCAGGAGGCUUGGAGCAGCCAUCAGGUGAGGGCCGGGAGGCCAGGAACUCAGCUUCUGGAACGAGUGACCAAGCUCCAACCUUGCAGAAGAAGCAGCCAGCUCCCCCCAAACUGCCCAUGCCUCCAGAGGAGGAGCUGGAGGAGCGCUUCAAUGUGGUGUUGAGCUACAUGAACUUGCCUCCAGACAAAUUGAAGCUUUUGAGUCAGUACGACAACGAAAAGAAGUGGGAAUUAGUCUGUGAUCAGGAACGCUUCCAAGUGAAGAGCCCCCCAUCCAUUUACCUGACCAAGAUCAAGAGCUUUUACCAAGACCAAGGCGGCGUGUCUCGCAGGCUGAAGAAACGGAUCCAAGAAGCCACCCAGGUCCUUAAAGAUUUGGAGAUAUCCCUUCGCACCAAUCACAUUGGAUGGGCCCAAGAGUUUCUCAAUGAGCAGAACAAAGGUUUGGAUGUUCUGGUGGAAUACCUGUCCCAUGCACAAAGUGACGCCUCGUUUGACGUGGAAAGUGUUGAGAAUGGCACGCUGUCAGAGAAAGGAAAACCAGCAGAGAGGUCAAUGGAAGACUUGACCAAGAGCCCCAGCAGCUCCCAGUCACAUGGGAUGACCAGAGCUGCUCGUGCACUGACUGUAAGAAUAAGCUCCACUCUGGGGAACAGAAUACAUAAGAAGUCCCAUUCAUCCAACCAGAGAGAUGAUGUACAUGUGUGCAUUAUGUGCCUGCGAGCCAUCAUGAACUACCAGUCUGGUUUUAACCUGGUGAUGACUCAUCCGCGCUGUGUGAACGAGAUCACGCUCAGUCUUAACAGCAAGAAUCCCAGGACCAAAGCUCUCGUGUUGGAGCUGCUUGCCGCCGUGUGUCUUGUCAGAGGAGGUCAUGACAUCAUUCUCUCUGCCUUUGACAACUUCAAAGAGGUGAGCAGAGAAAAGAACCGCUUUGAGAAGUUGAUGGAGUACUUCAUCAAUGAUGACAGCAACAUUGACUUCAUGGUGGCUUGCAUGCAGUUCAUAAACAUUGUGGUCCAUUCAGUGGAGAACAUGAACUUCCGUGUUCAUCUGCAGUACGAGUUCACUCACCUGGCACUAGACAAGUAUCUAGAAGGUCUGAAGCAAACAGAGAGCGAGAAGCUGCAGGUCCAGAUCCAGGCAUACCUGGACAACGUGUUAGAUGUAGGAGCCCUGCUGGAGGACGCUGAGAACAGAGGAGGGGUGCUGGAGCAUGUGGACGACCUGCAGGAGCACAACGCACAGCUCAAUGCCCGGCUCGAGGAGAUUGAGAAUCGGACCGGGGAGAGAAUAUCUGAACUUGAGACUCAGCUCAUGCAGGCCACCAAGGAGACCGAGCUGCUCAAAGAAAGCCUGCGGGACUCCUGUACCCAGGUUAGUGCGCUGCAGCAGAGAGAACGGGAGCGAGAGCUGGACAGGGAGAGGGAGAAGGACAGGGAGCGUUUAAGCACCUCCACCCCUCAGACGUCUUCAGAGCUGGAGCAGAAGAUCCAGGAGCUGCAAGACAAGGGGUUGAUCCGACUUGGACGCAGUGCCUCUGGGGGUCUGGACAUCCAGGUUGUGCCCGUCACGGUGGUUGAAUAUGUUCAAACUCCAGCGUCCGCCACCCAGCCCAGUACUCCGGACUCUGUCACUGAUUCGGCCUCUCCAUCAUCCAGCCUUCCUGCUUCUGGACCUCCGCCUCCUCCACCUCCCCCUCCACCUCCUGGUGGGGCAGUCGCUCCUCCUCCACCGCCUCCACCUCCUCCUCCGCUUGGAGGAGGUCCACCACCUCCACCACCCCCCCCUCCUCUUGGAGGAGGUCCACCACCUCCACCACCUCCCCCUCCUCUUGGAGGAGGUCCACCUCCGCCUCCUCCUCCACCUGGUGGUGGUGGACCCCCACCGCCUCCUGGCGCGCCCAGCUCUCAAUCUGGGCUUAAGAGCAAGAAGCCCAUUCAGACCAAGUUCAAGAUGCCGUUGUUAAACUGGCAGGCCUUAAAACCAAACCAGGUGACAGGCACCGUCUUCACCGAACUCGAUGACGAGCAGAUCUUAGGGGAACUGAACAUGGACAUAUUUGAGGAACACUUUAAGACUAGAGCUCAGGGUCCUCCAGCAGACCUGUCCAAAGUCAAGAAGAAGCCACAGAAGGCCCCCAGCAAGACGUCUUUGAUUGAGGUCAACAAGGCCAAGAAUAUGGCCAUCACUCUACGCAAAGGGGGGAUGAAGCCAGGCUCCAUCUGCACCGCCAUAGAGACGUAUGACCAGAAGUCUUUGUCCAUAGACUUCCUGGAACUACUUGAGCCCUUCAUACCAACAGAGUUUGAGAUGAAGAUGUUGAAAAACUAUGAGAAGGAUGGCCGUCCGCUAGAGGAGCUUACAGACGAGGACCAAUUUAUGUUAAGCUUUGGGAAGAUUCCUCGUCUGAGGCAGCGAAUAAACACUCUCACCUUUAUGGGAAACUUCCCGGACACUAUCAAGCGCCUGCAGCCGCAACUGAACUCCAUCAUUGCAGCAUCCAUGUCCAUCAAGUCUUCAACCAAACUGAAAAAGAUCUUGGAAAUUGUUCUUGCCUUUGGCAACUAUAUGAACAGCAGUAAGAGGGGGGCAGCGUAUGGUUUUCGGCUGCAGAGUCUGGACCUUCUGUUGGAGACCAAGUCAACUGACCGCUCGCAGACGCUACUUCACUUCAUCACCAAUAUAAUCCUGGAAAAAUACUCUGACUUGGCCAGCUUCCACACCGAGUUACAUUUUGUAGACAAGGCAGCCCUCGUAUCACUGGACGGCAUUCUUCAGGAUAUCCGCUCAUUAGAACGGGGAAUGGAGAUGACCAAAAAGGAGUUCCUAGUGCAGGAUGACAGCCCGGUGUUGAAGGAAUUCAUCAAAACCAACAGUGAACAUCUGGACUCUUUGGUCAAAGACUCAAAGACAGCACAGGAAGCAUACGCCUCUGUGGUGGAAUACUUUGGAGAGAACCCCAAAACCAUGCAGCCUUCCAUGUUUUUCCCACUGUUUGGACGUUUUAUAAAGGCCUAUAAGACAGCACAGCAAGAGAUUGAGCAGAAAAAGAAAAUGGAGCGUGAAGCCAGUGAGGAAAAACAACAACCAUCAUCUCCGAGCAAGGCCGGGUCACAAAAGGGGCCCAUGAUGCCUAAAAUGCCCCAGAUGGACCUGAUAGCUGAGCUGAAGAAGAGGCAGGUGAAACCGCAGGUACGCGAGGGGAAGGAUGGCGCCCUGGAGGACAUCAUCACAGAUUUGAGGAACACACCAUACAGGCGGACAGAUGGUCGACGGUCAACGCCGCGCCAGGACACUUGAGCCACUUCUGGUCCGAGACUUUUUUUUUUUUUACAAAUUUAACGGGAAUCACACUCAAACAUACAGACAAUAAAACAAGC